This is a messenger RNA of Rhipicephalus sanguineus (brown dog tick), 1959 nucleotides long. Its product is annotated as GTPase-activating protein skywalker-like. The record is from RefSeq and is a predicted model, not a curated record. NCBI's taxonomy places the organism in Eukaryota, Metazoa, Arthropoda, Arachnida, Ixodida, Ixodidae. The transcript has 9 exons.
AUGCGUUACACGCAGGCGAAGACCAUAGUGCGAACGCAGCACUGGCCCAUCGACCACGUGAACCGGGGCGACUUGUGGCGCAAGCUGUGCCAAGGCCACGUCAAGAUGGGGAUUCCCGAGGGCUUCUACGAGAGCACGGUCAAGGAGUCCCUGGACGGCCUGUGGCCCAUCAGCAUGCCGGCCUUCACGGACCCCAUCUUCGGCGAGGACUACAUGCUCUCCGCCGAAGGGCAGCGGCGCGCCGAGCGGGUGCUGUACGUGGUGUCCGUCAACUACCCUUUCAUCACCUACUGCCCCAUCCUGCACCCGGUCGUCUGCCUGCUCCUGCACUACCUCACCGAGGAGCAGACGUACGAGUGCGCCUGCGCCCUCAUCGAGGGCACCGUAGUGCGCCACCUGAGCCAAACGCGGCUCAUGUACGACACGUCGGCCCACACGCUCAUGAAGCUGACCAAAACCUAGCGGUAGAAGACGUACAACAAGCUACUGCGCAAGGUACAGCGGGAGGAAGACCUGGAGAAGAUAUUUCUGACGUGGCAGCUAUGGAUCUUCCGCGGGCUGCCCUUCUACCACCUGGUGCGGACCAUGGACUGCUUCCUAAUCGAGGGAGUGAGGGCGCUCUACCGCGCCGCCAUGGCCAUCCUCAUCCUGUUCGUCCACGACCACUCGAGUGAAAUAUCCAACGAGUCGAUGUUCACCAGAAUUUUCGGACCCUCCGGCGAAGGCGGGAUGGAUGCGGCCGGUGCCUUCUUGGACCGGGUCGUAUUGUACCUCAGGGACAUGCCGUACAAUGUGGACUUUUUCCUCAAGACUGCCUACGGCAUACAGGGCGUCAGCGCGAAGGUGCUCAACGAUCAGCUGCUCAAGUCCGAGGCGUACGUGCGGGGACACGCGGGCAAACGACUGGUGGGCUCGCCGUCCUCGGACUCCGGCAUCAUGAGCGACCGUCUAGAGAUCACCUCGUCUGUACUACGCAUCAAGAAGAGCCGAUACAGCGCUCCGUGCACCAUGGCGACCGGCAUAGCCCAGCUUUCCAACUUCCACUCGGAGAUUCUCAGCCACGAACAGAUGUGCGUCCUGUGGAACUGGCUGCCGCCGCGCAUCACGACGCUCCAGCCCGAGCUCAUCUACUCGACCAACGAGCACGGCAGCAGCCUGACCAACUUCUACGUGCACACGGACACCUGGGAGCCCACGGUGCUGGUGCUGCUGACGACGCGGGGCGAGCGCUUCGGCGCCUACUGCUCCACCCGGUGGAUGGAGCGCAAGCAGGCCUACUUCGGCACCGGAGAAACGUUCCUCUUCACGUUCGCGCCGCAGGCCAAGCGCUUCGCCUGGAUCGGCGUGGGCGCGGCGCGCGACGUGCCGCACUCGGCCAAGCUGUUCAUGUCCGCCAACCAGACCAUGAUCCUCGUCGGCGGAGGGAACGGCAUGGGCCUGUACAUCGACCAGUCGCUGGAGAAAGGCCGCACCGAGCACUGCGACACGUUCGACAACCCGCCGCUAGGGGCCAGCAACGACUUCGUCGUCAACAUCUUGGAGGUCAUCGGCUUCGCCUGACUUUUUCGUCCGCUGGCCUAUAGCUGGCCGCGAAAAACAAUUUGUGAACGAUUCGCGACAAUUUGUGAACAAUUAGCGACUCGUCGUCAAUCGCUGCAGCCAGUGGGCGACGACUUGCGGCGUCUAACACGAUUAAUGGACCGUUAGAUUGCCCGAACGGCCGUUCUUGCCGUGUUCACACGUGCGACAUUGUUGUUUCUUUUUCCUUUUUUUUUUCUUCACGGUGUGACUUUGUGCUGCCGGUGCCAAACCGCGAAUUGACGUUGGCAGUGUCCCGGCUUGUACGCUGCCCCGCGAAGAUAACGUUGAUUAUAUGUGUUUUAUUUGGUUUAGGUAGUAAUCUACAAAUUUGUGUGUAGGUCUGUGUUUGGUAUGUGCACGUUAGCGAGCCCCGGAUGA